This is a messenger RNA of Paramormyrops kingsleyae, 3518 nucleotides long. RefSeq names its product TBC1 domain family member 20. The record is from RefSeq and is a predicted model, not a curated record. Gene Ontology annotation, biological process: positive regulation of GTPase activity; endoplasmic reticulum to Golgi vesicle-mediated transport. Gene Ontology annotation, molecular function: GTPase activator activity. NCBI's taxonomy places the organism in Eukaryota, Metazoa, Chordata, Actinopteri, Osteoglossiformes, Mormyridae. Gene Ontology annotation, cellular component: endoplasmic reticulum membrane.
UGGGUCAGUGCCUUUGCAUGGUCAAGGUGGGUUUCGCUAUCAAGGCUAUGUGACAGGCGGCAGUCAAUAAUUUGUAUUCUGUUUGUUUGUUUCCCUUUUGUCUUUUACCUCAGUUGAGAGUGUAGAACACAAUGACACCACGAUGUGUAUAUUUAUAAUUUAGAUUUCUCAAAAGAAAUGAGGAAGGGAAGGAAGCAAAAUAGUAUCGGAUCUAACGUGACUGAAAAUGGAAAGGUAAAGAAACAAGAGCAUGAGUCCCAGAAGAGGCAGAAGCUGGUGCAGAUCCACCAGGCUCUGAACAGCGACCCCGUGGACAUAGAGAGCCUGCGCAGGGCAGCUGUUAGUGAAGGUGGGCUGCUUACCGAUGAGAUCAGGAGGAAAGUCUGGCCCAAGCUGCUCAGUAUCAAUGUCUACAACCUGCCGGCCAAGCCAGCCAAAGAUGUCCGUGAAAGCCACAAGGAUUACAACCAGGUGCUCAUGGAUGUCAGGAGGUCUAUGCGCCGCUUUCCCACAGGGAUGCGCGUGGAGCAGAGGGAGGUGCUCCAGGAGCAGCUCAUAGAUAUCAUCCUGGAUGUCCUGCGGAGGAACCCCCAGCUGCACUACUACCAAGGCUACCACGACAUUGUCGUGACCUUCCUGCUGGUGGUGGGAGAGAGGAUGUCUAUAGCCAUGGUGGAGACCCUGUCCAAGCACCACCUCAGGGACUUUAUGGACCCAACCAUGGACAGCACUAAACACAUCCUGAAUUACCUGAUGCCCAUUCUGGAGCAGGUAGACCCAGAGCUGCACAGCUUCAUGCUGAGGGCAGAAGUGGGCACCAUCUUUGCGCUCAGCUGGCUGAUCACGUGGUACGGCCACGUGCUCUCGGAGUUCCGGCAUGUUCUCCGACUCUAUGACUUCUUCCUGGCUUCCCACCCCCUGAUGGCCAUUUACUUCGCUGCUGUGAUCGUCCUGCACCGGCAGGAGCAGGUGCUGAGCUGUGACUGCGACAUGGCCAGCGUGCACCACCUGCUUUCCAGCAUCCCGCAGAACCUGCCCUACGAGGAACUCAUCGGCCGUGCCCAGGAACUCUUUUCGCUGUACCCGCCUGCACUACUGGCCCGCCGGGCUGCCCUGCAGUCCCGCCACAGCAUCACCCUUAACUGCUUCGAGGGCUUCCAGUUGGCCACCCUCCACCAGCGGCCAGACGCCAUCCUGCGUCAGCAGCUCCACCAGCGUGACCCUGCCCUGGCCCCGCCCCCUGAUGUGGCCACGCCUUCUGGGAGCAGCCCGCUGUUAAAGGCAGCCGUGUGGGGCAUCUCCGCCACCCUUGGAGCCGCUGCUCUGGCCGUGGCACAGACUGCGCUGGAGUGGGCGCCGGAGUUCCUACUGCAGCUCUUCUGAACUACUCUGCCCCCCCCCUCCCGUAAUGGUGGGGGAAAGCGGGGGAGGGACGUUUGUCUACACGGUAGCUAUUGUGGAACUCUCCUCUGCCGGUAUUACUGGGGAGGGCGUGCGAGCCUCUUUUUGUGACGAUAAGCAUUUUGAGCGCUGGUCUGUCAGCAGGACGUUGGGGGAGUGUGCAAACUGCUGAUCAGCCCGUCUAACACAGAGCAGGGACUUAUUAACCGUUUCUUCUCUUUUUUUUGCCGCGAAAGCGAAAGUCAGGAGACGCUGGAUAUGGUGUCGGAAACAGGAGUGGUAAUGUCUGGGGGGGGGGCGGGCUCUGGUUUGUAGGGAUUCCGAGUGACCUGGGGGGAGUCAGUCAUGGUGUAGAGGGGGCUGGGGGGCAAUGAUGCCGCGAAGGGGGGCGUGUCCCUAACAACUCGGAGGAAUGGGUGACCGGAGAAUAAGGGUGGGGGGGGGGGAGUUUCUGGCAAAGCUGUGUCCCCCCACCGGGUAAAUCCUGCUUCCGUUACAGUGUCGGAAGGCCUUGCGCUUUCGGCUGUACUGUACAUCCACACAAGAUCUGAAAGUUUACUGAUCUCUUCAGUAUACAUGUUAACAUUUUAGAGGUUGUGUACGCCCCCCCCCCGGGCCUGGAGAUCAGCAGGACGGUUAGUCCUAUGCCAGUUUCACAAGCACAAAAAAAGUUAAUUCAGUGGUUGGCAUGCACCCCCCACCCCCAUCGUGCCAGCCUGGGCGGAGUGACAUCCCUGCCCUGCUCUCUGCAUUCGUUCAUUUUAAAAGUGCCACAUCGUUUUUGGUGUCACCGAGCUUCAGGUGGCUGCCCCGUUUCUGACUCAUUGUUGUUAUAUAUUACUGGAGGGAAAUCGCACCUAAAUAUUAAUUCAUGCCUGGAAUUCAUGACCCUCAGCUAAAUAUUCUAAUAUCUGCCAUGUUCUAGGAUGGGGCUGUAAUUUUUUAGUCUUGUGAAUGACGUUCUGGCUGCGUAGUAAUCUCACAAAUGGCGUGUGACUGCAGCCUGUAACUAACUUUCCCCCAGAUGUGAAACAAGCGCCUCUCCUUUAGAUUUCCGGGCGUCUUAUUUGCAUAAGUGGCGGGAAGUGAAGGCGGAGCUUCUCGCUUCAGGACCAGGCUUAUGAGGCCUGCUGGGUCUGCUAAAUCCAGCCAGGUUGGAGGUGUUUGGCGUGCGACUACAGAAACAUGAAUGUCUCGAUUACCGUGGUCCACGGAUUUAAACAGACGCUCACGGGGAAGCCGGUUACGGCUACAGCUGUGUUCGUUUCAGCGUGCGGCUCCUUCCACUGGGAAUCGGCCCCGAUCCUCGAUCCUGGGGACCGCAGGACAGAAGUCAGUGUGUCUGUCAGACGCUUUUCGUUCCCUUUGGACCAGGAGCGCAGGAAGACUGCAGGAAGGUUGCAGUAAUUCUCUGAAUUCUGUUUAGAGAUUAUGAUAAUUAAGGAGAAUUUAAAGUUAUUAAUAUUUUAAAACGUAAGGGCAUUAAGGAAAUCAUUUUUAAGAUUUUGUGGAUCUUUGUACUGAUCUCUCACAGGGAGCCACAUUUUAGGAGGAUGUUGUUUAGUGCAACGUCUGGCCUAGAGCUGUGUAUGUAUGGGGGGGUGUCACCACAGUGCUGGGAUCCAUGGAGGGGGGGGGGGUUCCUUUGUGGGGACCAGAACUCAGGGUGGGUCACAGCUACAGAGCCAGCUCCCGGUGAGCCCCUGCUGCUUUGAACAGCGCCGGUUGAGCGCCACCAACAGGUAGCUAUGUUAAAGUGCGGGCUGAUCUUCAGAUAACCGGCAGGGGCUCUCUGAUCCCGAGAGGAACAUUCCAGAUUGGAAGCUUUGGACUGUCAUAGCGCCUACUGCUUUGUGCACUUCACUCCAACAGUCUUGAGGAUCGGGGGUGGUGCCCCGUCCCCAGUCGGCCAUCUCAGACGGUGCACGGCUCCUUUGUGUCUCUCUCGUGUCAAACAUCUUGUGAUUUUUUUUCUUUUCAUAAGCGGCAGUAUGUAGCUCUAUGCUACCAUGCUAGCAGGGGCUUGGCCUCUUCGGAAACGGUACCAGAUUGGCGUCUCGUUUAUUUUUGUACAUGUUAACGAAGAAUAAAUAAACUUUGAGAGGGAAAACCGAAAA